This is a messenger RNA of Pseudo-nitzschia multistriata, 1419 nucleotides long. Lineage: Eukaryota; Bacillariophyta; Bacillariophyceae; Bacillariales; Bacillariaceae. The record is from the annotation of a GenBank genome assembly.
CCCAAUGACGAAGAAAAGAACAAGACCUCAAACCAAGUGCUCCAAAUGUUGAGAGAAAAUGGGGUUUCAACAGAAGGCUUAGAGGAAAAGAGUCACGCGUUUUGGGAUACACAGGUGCGUUCCGUUUAACGACCUACAUAAUUUGUCUACAGUAGAAAGCGCAUAAUUCCGUCCCUCAAAAGUUUUGUCAUACCCCAUGCUUUGUUCCUCCUACCGAUCGAAUAUUCAGCCCAUGGCGCAAGGAGACCAAGCAAGCCUCCCAGAAGGUCCGAUUGUACCGGACAAAACCAUAGACGAGAUCCGUGCGGAACCGUACAAAAUGCCCUCUGGAUUCGAAUGGAGCACUUUGGACAUAAUGGAUGCCGAGCAGCGCGAAGAACUUUACGAUUUGCUGGCCAAAAAUUACGUAGAAGACGACGACUGUAUGUUCCGCUUUGAUUAUUCCAAAGAAUUUCUCGAGUGGGCACUGACCCCUCCGGGAUAUUCCAAUGAUCUUUUGCUGGGAGUGCGUGCCAGUUCUAGCAAAAAACUUGUGGCCUUCAUAUCGGCUGUUCCGGCUAAUGUGAAAGUGCAGUCGAAGUCGAAUCUGGAUGUUGUCGAAAUCAAUUUUUUGUGCGUUCAUAAAAAGCUCCGAUCCAAGCGAUUAGCACCGGUGUUGAUCAAGGAAAUUACACGCCGGGUCAAUCAAAAGGGUGUCUUCCAGGCUGUUUAUACGGCCGGAGUUGUAUUACCGGUUCCCGUUGCCUCGGCAAGAUACUACCACCGCUCACUGAACCCAAAGAAGCUGGUGAAAGUUGGAUUCUCCCGCAUAAAUCCUCGGAUGACCAUGGCACGAAUGAUAAAAUUGUACAAGGUAGCCGAUGUCCCGAAGCACAAUCUUGUAGAAAUGACGGAAGAUCACGUAGACGGGGUACACAAACUAUUGACGAACUAUUUGGAUUCCAAGUUCAAGUUGCACGUCAAUUUCACCAAAGAAGAAAUAGCUCAUUGGCUGUUGCCCCGGAACGCCGUAGUUAACACUUAUGUAGUGGUGGACGUAGAUGACAACUCAAAGGUUACCGACAUGGUCAGUUUUUAUCACUUGCCAUCGACAAUUCUCAACCAGAACGAAACACUGUAUGCAGCCUAUUCAUUCUACAAUGUUGCUACAUCGAUGAGUUUGACAGAUCUCAUGAAGGAUGCCUUGGUUUUGGCGAAUGCAACGGGUACGGACGUUUUCAAUGCCUUGACUCUGAUGGAAAAUGAGGAAUUUCUAACGGACUUGAAGUUUGGAAUUGGUGACGGAAAUCUGCAGUACUACGUUUACAACUGGUCAUCCCCKAGCAUGAAAGCAAGCGAAGUGGGGUUGGUUCUGCUGUAGAUGCACGAAUUUUGAAAUAUGGGAAUGUGGAGCCCCUGAUAUCCUUUAAUGAUUCACAC